This is a messenger RNA of Cryptosporidium ubiquitum, 615 nucleotides long. RefSeq lists its product as uncharacterized. Lineage: Eukaryota; Apicomplexa; Conoidasida; Eucoccidiorida; Cryptosporidiidae. The coding region runs from base 1 to 615 and encodes 204 amino acids. The record is from RefSeq and is a predicted model, not a curated record. The transcript has a single exon.
AUGGUGAUUAGUAAGUACUUUUCUUUUAUUGAAGGAAAAGAAAUUGGAACAAGAACAAGAGUAGGAACAGGAUCAGAAGCUUUGGUAGUUACUAAUACUCCUGAGAAUGCUCAGAAAAAUCAGCCUGCUAUUAAAUACUCUUGGUUUUUAGAAGAUCCCAAUGAGGAGGAUUUGAAGGGAAGGAGUAUUAAUAAUGAUACUACUACUCAGUUUGUAAACACUUCUAUACCAUAUAAAAUUAAAGAUGAAGAUUACAAGUUGACUUCAAAUGUAUCAUAUAACCAAGAAAAAUAUCGAGAUUUUCUAUACUUAAAUCAAGUUGGGAUUUUAGUAAGGUUUGAUGAAUAUGCUUUAAAUGUUGACCUACUGCUAGAAGGUACCGAGGAUAAAAAUGCUUCAAUAAAUAUGAAGAGCAAACAUGAGAGAUCAUUGGAAGAUCAGACAAAGGAAAAUCGUAUUGAUAAUAGUUCAGAUAAGGAUCUCAGCCUGCAUUCUUUAAGAAGGAAUCGUGGGAAAGAUGGCUUAAUUUAUUCACUUUUCCAAUUAAUUUCGCAAGAUUGGUUACUUGGUUGGGGUUUCAUAUGCAAUUACUUUAAGGAAUUCAUAUUAAAAUAA